AUGUGUUUAUCUACACUUAGGGAGAAUCAGCUUUACGCAAAGUUCUCGAAGUGCGAAUUUUGGAUGGAAGAAGUGGCAUUUCUUGGCCACAUUGUGUCAAAGAAGGGAAUUUCCGUAGAUCCGUCGAAGAUAACCGCAGUGAGCGAAUGGCCUAAACCUAGGAAUGUUACUGAUAUAAGGAGUUUCUUGGGUCUAGCUGGCUACUAUAGACGUUUUGUGAAGGACUUUUCGAGGGUAGCUAAACCAAUGACUAGUCUCAUGAAGAAGGAUACGAAGUUCAUAUGGACCGAGGAGUGUGAGAAAGCCUUUAAGAAGCUUAAGGAGUUGUUGACUACAGCUCCGAUUUUGACGUUGCCAGAGGAAAAUGCCGAGUUGGAGAUUUGGCGACACUACUUAUAUGGAGUGAAGGUGAAGUUGUAUACAGAUCACAAGAGUCUGAAGUAUUUGUAUACUCAGAAAGAUUUGAAUAUGAGGCAGAGAAGAUGGUUAGAAGAAUUGUGUGACGAGUUUAGGAAGCUCAACAUUGAAGUUGUUGGGAGUAGUGGAGUGGAAGCAUGCUUAAAUGCCAUUUCAAUCCAGUCAGAAUUGAAUGAAGAAAUUUUAAAGGCUCAAGAAGGGAAUGAGGAAAUGGAGAAGAUAAAGAAGCUAUCGAGGAGAAAAAGACAAAGGAUUUAG
This is a messenger RNA of Beta vulgaris subsp. vulgaris (sugar beet), 675 nucleotides long. RefSeq lists its product as uncharacterized. Lineage: Eukaryota; Viridiplantae; Streptophyta; Magnoliopsida; Caryophyllales; Amaranthaceae. The coding region runs from base 1 to 675 and encodes 224 amino acids. The record is from RefSeq and is a predicted model, not a curated record. The transcript has 3 exons.